Leopardus geoffroyi (Geoffroy's cat) is the source of this 1069-nucleotide messenger RNA. RefSeq names its product microfibril associated protein 5 (gene MFAP5). The transcript is spliced from 11 exons. NCBI's taxonomy places the organism in Eukaryota, Metazoa, Chordata, Mammalia, Carnivora, Felidae. Gene Ontology annotation, cellular component: microfibril. Bases 258 to 770 code for a protein of 170 amino acids. Gene Ontology annotation, biological process: embryonic eye morphogenesis. The record is from RefSeq and is a predicted model, not a curated record.
UGAAGAGGUAAAUGUCAACCAAGAGAGUGAGGGGGUAGGAUGGCAGAAUGGUUCAAACAUAGAAGAUGGCCAGAGAAGAAGGGGCAGACUGUGCAAUGAUGAGACGGAGCUACUUAGAGUAGGCCAAAUUUGAAGUCCUUCCCAGGGAGUGGCCCUGUUCAUCUUGUUCUCCAGCCAAAGUAGAAACGGCGAGAGAAGGAGAGACACAUUCAGCAGCCAAAGGACUCGGUGGAAAGAGCAGAGAAAGAGUACACAAUAUGCUGCUCUUGGGACCCAAGGUGCUUCUGUGUCUCACUGCGUUCAUCAUCCCCUCUGACUGGACACGGCUAGGAGCCAAUGGUCAACGAGGAGAUGAUGUGACUCCAGUGACUCCAGAAGCAUUCACAGAAGAUCCUAACCUGGUGAAUGAGCCCUCUACAGAUGAAACAGUUCUGGCCGAUAUCGAGCCUUCCACAGAUGACCUGGCUCCGGCCAGUGAUAAAAAUACCACAGCAGAUUGCCGGGAUGAAAAAUUUGCUUGCACGAGACUCUACUCGGUGCAUCGGCCAGUCAAGCAAUGCAUUCACCAGUUAUGUUUCACUAGUUUACGACGUAUGUACAUCAUCAACAAUGAGAUCUGCUCUCGUCUUGUCUGUAAAGAACAUGAAGUAAUGAAAGAUGAACUUUGCCGUCAGAUGGCUGGUUUACCCCCAAGGCGACUCCGCCGCUCCAACUACUUCCGACUUCCUCCCUGUGAAAAUGUGAACGUGCAGAGACCCAGUGGUCUGUGAUGAUCAAGGAAGAGGAAGGAAGAACAUGUGGGUGGGAGGAAGAGAAUGGUCUAACAAGAGCAACCAUUGUCAGCUAACCCAUAGACAUUAGUAGUUCUUAAACCAAUCCCUUUGUAGUGUCUAGCUUUGGCCCCCCACUCCCUGAUUUAUUACCCAGACCGGUAACAAAGUCUAUAUUAUAGCAUGGUUUUGCCGCUUCUCACUACCAUAGGCAUAGCAGAUCAAUGAUAACCAAAUGGCUUAUGUACAAACAGUCUACAUACGGUUUCAAAGGAAAAUAAACGUGAGGUUAAUAUUUA